GUAUGUUAUGAAGGAGGCUGGCAAACUGGUUGUGUUGGGUUCUUGCCACAUGUUCAGUGACCAAUACAUCGACAAAGAAGAGAACAGUAAAAUCCUGGAUGUCGUGCUGCAGUGGCUCAUGACUGACAAUAUACAGCUGAAUCAGAUUGAUGCAGAAGACCCAGAGAUAACAGAUUACACCAUGUUGCCAGACACAGGGUUCUUGUCAGAGCAGCUCAGAGUGUGUUUACAAGAAGAUGAUGUAUACCUUAGGGACAUCACCUCUCUCUUUGACAUGUCUUUGUUAAAAUUUUCCACUGACACCUUACCCCAAGUCAUCAGGUGACUGCAAAAUGUACCU
Molecule: messenger RNA, 340 nt
Organism: Paralichthys olivaceus (Japanese flounder)
Lineage: Eukaryota; Metazoa; Chordata; Actinopteri; Pleuronectiformes; Paralichthyidae
Source: RefSeq, a predicted model, not a curated record